Messenger RNA from Aspergillus novofumigatus IBT 16806, 2467 nucleotides. Its product is annotated as oxidative DNA demethylase. Gene Ontology annotation, cellular component: cytoplasm. The transcript has 2 exons. NCBI's taxonomy places the organism in Eukaryota, Fungi, Ascomycota, Eurotiomycetes, Eurotiales, Aspergillaceae. Gene Ontology annotation, molecular function: L-ascorbic acid binding; peptidyl-proline dioxygenase activity; iron ion binding. The record is from RefSeq and is a predicted model, not a curated record. The coding region runs from base 468 to 2345 and encodes 625 amino acids. Gene Ontology annotation, biological process: peptidyl-proline hydroxylation; regulation of translational termination.
CGUGGGCGCAACCUUUCGCUGGAUCAUAAGCAGAAUGAGCAGUGAGGUUAUUCUUAUCAACGCCAAAGUGGUCAGGUCAUGGUGACUUUCCAGUUUUCAUUUACAGAGUGUUAUUGAUGGCCUUGUAGCCUUAUCGCAAGCAUUGCUGGCCGCAUUAGAGCAAUAUCUCACACAACAUCUGAUAUAAUAGGGAAGUAAAGAUCAGGUUAGAUAUCUCUUGACUGUCAUUCUGACUUCUUCAAUCACUUUUACAAUAAUAGAAAAGAAACAGAUCAUUGACAUACUAAGACAGACCAUUGGACUAUCCAUGGGCUGAUUGAUGGAUAGUGGAUGGCCUGAUUGAUCUGGCCGACUCCUCACCGCCUUUAAAAAAAAGGUAGCGAAAAAAAGAGAAAAGGUGAUUUUCGUCCAUUCUGAGAAGAUACCCUCAUAAUUCUUCGAUAAAAGUAUCAGUAUAUACUUGCAAAAUGAAGCGGAAGACCGAUACAAGAGAGGCUCUGAAUGGCAAUGGCCAGCCGGAGACCAAGAAGCGCGCACUUUCAAACGAAGAAGUGGCUGCGCGCUUUCGUGAUGGUCUAUUCGAGCCCUCGGAGCAGCAGAAGUAUACCAAGGCGUACGCCCAAUCUAGCCCAUACAAGCAUGGAGUGAUUCAUCCCCUAAUUGAGGAUUCCCUUUUGCGAUCGGUCCGUAACGAGAUCCAAGAACACCUCGACUUCACCGAGAAAGAAACCGAUAUCUACAAGAUCUUUCAGUCUGGCGAUCUGGCAAAUCUCGACGGCUUGGACGAUGCUUCUCUGUCAAAGCUACCUUCAUUGCUGAAGCUGCGUGAUGCCCUGUACUCUGCCCGAUUCCGGGAAUACUUGUCGUCCGUGACGGGCUCUGGCAAGCUUAGCGGGCGCAAGACCGAUAUGGCCAUCAACAUCUACAACGAGGGAUGCCACCUUUUGUGCCAUGACGACGUGAUUGGAAGCCGACGUCUGAGCUAUAUUCUGUAUCUGACUGAUCCUGACACUCCCUGGCAGUCGGAAUGGGGUGGUGCUCUACGUUUGUACCCGACCACCACUAAGAAGGACAUCAAUGGGGAAGACGUCCUAGUUCCCAGCCCUGACUUCAGUCUAAGCAUACCCCCGGCAUUCAACCAGCUCAGCUUCUUCACCGUCCAGCCCGGUGAGAGUUUCCACGAUGUCGAGGAAGUGUAUCACCCCAAGGAGGGUGAAGAUAAAUCGGCCAAGCGCGUGCGCAUGGCCAUCAGUGGAUGGUUCCAUAUCCCACAGAAAGGGGAGGAUGGUUACGAGGAGGGUCUGGAGGAGAAGCUGGCCGAGCGAAGCAGCCUGGCGCAGCUCCAGGGCCGCGGUGACAUCUACGAUUUGCCCCAGACCAAGCCGGUCGUGUGCGAGAAGGAGCCGGAGGUCAAGGGCAAGGGAAAGGCCAAGGUGGAGGAAGAAACCAGCUCCGAGUUCAGCGAAUCCGACCUCAACUUUCUACUCCAGUACAUUGCGCCGUCCUACUUGACCCCCGAUAUCGCCGAGGAGAUGUCCGAGACUUUCUCUAACGAAUCGUCACUCAACCUUGAUCGUUUCCUGUCGGACAAGUUCGCUGCACGGGUACGGGCCUAUAUCGAAGAGCAGGAGAAGCAGGAGCUUCCCAAGUCCUCCGACGAGAUCCAGGCGAAGACCGAAUGGACCGUUGCUCGCCCGCCGCACAAGCAGCGCUACUUGUUCCAGCAGCAUGGGACCGCCACAUCGGACCAGAAAACUCCUAUCCAGGAACUGCUCAACGAUCUGUUCCCUUCCCCCGCGUUCCGGAAAUGGCUGGCUCUGAUUACCGGUGCAGAGCACAUUACGAGCUAUGACCUUCUGGCACGUCGCUUCCGCCGCGGGCAGGAUUACACGCUCGCGAGCGGAUACGACGGUGAAGAACCCCGGCUCGAGUUCACGCUGGGCCUGACACCCACACCCGGCUGGGAGAAGGAAACGGACGAGGACGAAGAGAUGGAGGACGAGAACGGCGAGGCGCAGGAGAAAUCCAAAACGAAGGAAACUGCCUCGGCGGACGAGCCUGCGGUAGGCGGUUACGAGAUCUACAUGGCCGGCGACGACGAAGACGACGGCGACGCAGCCAUCUACAAGUCGGCAGCGGCGGACGAGGACGAUGGCAUCCUCUUCAGCACCGCGGCAGGAUGGAACCGGCUUAGCAUCGUCCUGCGCGACAGCGGCACUCUCAAGUUUGUCAAGUAUGUCAGCGCCGCGGCCAAGGGAGACCGGUGGGACAUUACCGGCGAGAUGGGCGUUGACUUUGGCGACGACGAGGACGAUGAGGAUGACGAGGAUGAUGACGAGGAAUAGACCCGACCCCGCAAAAGUGACGACCUCUUAAGCAAGUACUGUACAUACUCAUGUCUAUUUCUGAAUACAGCGUUGGAUACCAAAAAUAGGUUGCACCGCAGACAUCAAUAUGUUGCUGCCUA